GCCGGCUCACUCGCGCGCGCGCUCCCGCCACCGCCACCACGGUUAGCCAUGGAGCGGCCGCCGCUGCCCGCCCUGCUCCUUGGCGCCGCCGGGCUGCUGCUCCUGCUCCUGCCCCUCUCCUCUUCCUCCUCUUCGGACGCCUGUGGCCCCUGCGAGCCGGCCGCCUGCCCGCCCCUGCCCCCGCGAGGCUGCCCGCUGGGCGAGACCCGCGACGCGUGUGGCUGCUGCCCGGUGUGCGCCCGCGGCGAGGGCGAGCCGUGCGGGGGCGGCGGAGCCGGCAGGGGGCACUGCGCGCCGGGCAUGGAGUGCGUGAAGAGCCGCAAGAGGCGGAAGGGUAAAGCCGGGGCAGCAGCCGGUGGCCCGGUGGUGAGCGGCGUGUGCGUGUGCAAGAGCCGCUACCCGGUGUGCGGCAGUGACGGCAUCACCUACCCCAGCGGCUGCCAGCUGCGCGCCGCCAGCCUGAGGGCCGAGAGCCGCGGAGAGAAGGCCGUCACCCAGGUCAGCAAGGGCACCUGCGAGCAAGGUCCUUCCAUUGUGACGCCCCCCAAGGACAUCUGGAACGUCAGUGGCGCACAAGUGUACCUGAGCUGUGAGGUCAUCGGCAUCCCAACCCCCGUCCUCAUCUGGAACAAGGUAAAAAGGGGUCACUAUGGAGUUCAAAGGACAGAACUCCUGCCUGGUGACCGAGACAACCUGGCCAUUCAGACCCGGGGUGGCCCAGAAAAGCAUGAAGUAACUGGCUGGGUGCUGGUAUCUCCUCUUAGUAAGGAAGAUGCUGGAGAAUAUGAGUGCCAUGCAUCCAAUAGCCAAGGACAGGCUUCAGCAUCAGCAAAAAUUACAGUGGUUGAUGCCUUACAUGAAAUACCAGUGAAAAAAGGUGAAGGUGCUGAGCUGUAAGCCUGCGGAAUAUAUUAGCUUGCAUAGCUGAAGUAGUCACGGAUCACUCCAGCCCAUGUUCUUGCCUAGUAACCAGUUUCUUUUCAUCCAGUCCACUAGUACUUUAGUUAUAUUCACUGGUUUUACACAGUGAAAUAGAAAGUAAAGAUAACACAUCAAGACUAUCUACAAAAAUUUAUUUCCUAUUUACAAAAGAAGAAGAGCAUGCUUAUCAUUAAACAAAACAAAUAAACUGCUUUUCUCACAAGGCA
Messenger RNA from Camelus dromedarius (Arabian camel), 1148 nucleotides. It is a transcript of the gene IGFBP7, whose product is annotated as insulin like growth factor binding protein 7. NCBI's taxonomy places the organism in Eukaryota, Metazoa, Chordata, Mammalia, Artiodactyla, Camelidae. Gene Ontology annotation, molecular function: insulin-like growth factor binding. Gene Ontology annotation, cellular component: extracellular region. The record is from RefSeq and is a predicted model, not a curated record. The transcript is spliced from 5 exons. Bases 49 to 897 code for a protein of 282 amino acids. Gene Ontology annotation, biological process: regulation of signal transduction; regulation of cell growth.